Messenger RNA from Pieris brassicae (large cabbage white), 3457 nucleotides. Its product is annotated as protein MEMO1. The record is from RefSeq and is a predicted model, not a curated record. The transcript is spliced from 9 exons. The coding region runs from base 75 to 962 and encodes 295 amino acids. Lineage: Eukaryota; Metazoa; Arthropoda; Insecta; Lepidoptera; Pieridae.
UUUAUUGUGAUUUGUGAUUUUAACUUUGGUGUUUCGUGGUGUAUUCUUGUUUCUUUUGUUGUCUUUUUUACGAAAUGUCCUGUCGUAAUGCCUCACAUGCUGGUAGCUGGUACACAGAAAAUGGGUCUGAAUUAUCGAGACAGUUAGAUCUAUGGUUGUCAAAAGCUGAUCUUACUCAUGGACCGGCGCGUGCUAUUAUUGCCCCACAUGCCGGCUACUCGUAUUGCGGCGCUUGCGCAGCAUUUGCCUAUAGACAAAUUAGCCCGGUGGUGGUAAAACGUAUCUUCAUACUGGGGCCUUCGCAUCAUGUCAGACUUGGAGGCUGUGCGCUUUCAUCUCUAGACAAAUAUGCCACACCGCUGUAUGAUCUAAUCAUAGAUAAGCAGAUAUACGCCGAGCUAGAAGCAACAAGACAGUUUCAAAGAAUGGAUGUAACCACGGAUGAAGAUGAGCACUCUAUAGAAAUGCAUUUACCCUACAUCGCUAAAGUUAUGGAGGAGUACCAAACCAGUUUUACCAUUAUACCAAUCUUAGUGGGGACGCUUACUCCAGAAAAAGAGGCGAAAUAUGGCUCCAUUUUAGCUCCAUACCUCGCAGAUCCCCAGAACUUGGUGGUAAUAUCCUCGGACUUUUGCCAUUGGGGAUCACGGUUUCGUUACACGUGGCGUGAUAACGCACGUGGAAAUAUAUAUCAGAGCAUUGAGUGGCUGGAUAGACAGGGCAUGGAUAUAAUAGAAAAAAUGGAUCCAGCAUCGUUCACGGCGUAUCUUAAUAAAUAUGGCAACACUAUUUGUGGGAGACAUCCCAUCGGUGUUUUGUUACAGGCAAUUGCUAAACUUCAAAGUCAGCCCAGUUGCCCGAAAAUGACCAUGCAAUUUCUCAAAUACGCGCAAUCCUCACAAUGUAUGACAAUGCAGGACUCCUCCGUUUCUUACGCGAGCGCUUCUUUAGUAUUUGAGUAACCUAGUCUUGUAUUAAAUGUAUCUUAAAGACUCUUAGGCAGGGGUUAGACGGCCAAUAAAUCGCGAUACAAUAUCACGAUACCUGUAUCAAUAUACAGUAGUAUAUUGAGACGAUCAUGCUUUAUACGAUUUCUCGCAUAAUACGCCAGUUUACGCCAAGGCCCCCCGAUCUUACGUGAAGAACCCGAGAUACUGCAGGGUUUUCCUGGAUAUUCUUACAUUGAUGACAAUGUAGCACCGUACGGAAUUCAAUCACAAAACGAGGCCCUAAGUGAUAAUGAUGAAGACGAAGAUGUGUCAACUCCGGUUUAGUCAAACGCCCUGGGCAUUAUCAGCUGUUAAUGAUUUAAGACACAAUCUAGCUUCAUUGGAUCAAAGCGAAGACGCGAUGCAAAAGUUGAAUUAUGUUGAAAAUAUUUGAAUUGCUAAUGCGUUCAAAUCUUUCUGUCAAACCAAAAUAAGUGAUUAUUUUAAAUAAUAUAAUUAUAAUUACAAUACCUAUUUAAUGUAAUUUGUUAAUGUAUAAUUAAUUAUCUAUAUAUACCAAAAUUAGAACAUAAUACAUAAUAAUACGUAGUAUGUAUUAUUUUCCAUAUCCCGCAUAAUACGCUUUCUCGCUUAAGACGCGUAUUUAGUGGGUCCCUGAGAAAUCGUCUUAAGCGGGUUUUACGUAUAUUGAAUCAACUGGUCGUACUACACUUUCAAUAGAUAUUGACUUCAAUAUCGUCAGUAGUCAGAAUAUCAUUCUUCGGAAUAGACGUGUUUCCUAAUAAUGGACGAUAAAUAAGGCCUGUAUUGCCAUAAUAUAGGCCAAACUUUAACUUAUCUAAAUGCUAUAUUUAGGUAAGUUCAUUAAAACAAUAAAUUUGCGUAAUGUGUACUUAAAUUUUUAAUAAGCAUAAACAAAAAAAUCUUUAAUUAAAAAACAGUGAUCCAACAUCUUACUCUGAGUGCUCAAAUCAACACGCACACACACAGUGAAUAAAUAUUGACAGAUAAUGGAUGGAUUACAAAAAAAUCUAGAUUUUAUGCUCAAUAUCUCUGCCGCACGUGUAAACACACGUCAAUAAAUAUUGACGAGAUCUCAAAGAUCACGAUUUAUAUUGACCGUCUGCCCCUGUCUUAGUUAAAGUAAAACUUUCUUAAGUCUAAGCUUUUGUCAUUUUUAAUUUUAUAUAUAAAUUGUAAAAACAGGAACUUCUUAUGAAUCUAACGUUAUAAAAAGUUCAUAAAACGACUAUUCGGUUCCUUUUGGAAAUAUUUUAAGUACAAUUUACGAAUGAAAAUUAGUUUGUUAUUAAUUUCAGUACAUUAGUAGUUCCCGUUUCACUCAUUACUUUAGGAGAACUCAGUUUAAGUGAUUGUCACAAAUAUCUAAAAAGUUUUAAUAUAAAUAAAUUAUCUGACUUUGUUUCAUUAAGUUGUAAAGGGGGCACGUGUUUAGAAGAAACUUUAGCGUCGAAGUGUCAAAAAUGUUGACUUGACAUGUAAUGACAUUGACAUUCCCAUUCCCAUCACAUUAUUAACGGUUUAAAUAUAGCCAAUUAGUUUUCUUUACUAAAUUGCUGAAAGCGCUUAAUUUGUAUUAUUGGCAAACGAUAGGUGGGUUUUAGUAUGUUUUUUUAGUAAAAAAAAAUACAUACAUGCCUUUACUUAUAAAAAGCUUUUCCUAGAAUAAUUUCUUCCUAAAUUAUAAUUUACUGCAUUUUGGUCCCCUUUACAAUAUUUUUAUUAAGGAUUUUAUGGAGCGCUUGGAAUAAAUGCACAGCCUUUAUGGUACUAAAACAUGCAUUUAAUGUAAGUAGAUUUAAGGAAAAAUAUAAUUAACAGAUUUAUACUUAUUUCAAAACCUUCCAAAAUGCAUUUUUACUUUAAUCCCGUAGAUAAUGACUAACUGUCAAUUUGACAGAUUUUUGGUAUUUUACAAGUCUGACCAUUUUUAUGUAUGACUUACAGAUCUCAAGGCAAGAUUGUGAUUAGAAAAACGAUUUCAAUUUUCUGUAAUAUAUAUAAAUAUGCGUGUUUAUUUUAAAUCAAUUACAAACAGUUUCUGUAUUAAAAUAAAUACAAUCAACUUGAUUUUUUUAUAAAUAAUAUAUUCACUUGCGUCCACAGACUAUAUAGUUAAUUUUAAGUAAAUAGUCUGUGCACUUGCUAAAAAUGACGAGUUAGCUAGUUAGACUAUUAUCGAUGUCGAAAAACGAUUUUCUUUUGUAGUUUCUCAUGUUAUUAACAUUAAGGGCUAACUCGAACUAAUAGGGUCGAAUAUGUUAUCGCAAAAUGGUAUUCUUGUUUUAAAGCUUUUUUAAAGCCAUGGUUAAGCUACUAACAAUGGCUCCUAACUGUGAAAAGAAUACACGUAUUUUUCCUAAUCCGGUUGUAUUCGAGGUUGCAUUUAUUUCUCAAUUAAAAUAUUUAUUGUCAAAAGACAAUAGACAUUUUGUUUUGGUUCUUGGAUUUAAAACUUAAUAAAUGUUGGUGUUAACAAGAUUCGA